CCUUCACAACCACCCAUAAUGUCGCCAGGCGACUCAUCCAUACUACCACUACCUCAAAGUCUUCUCUUUGGUGAGAUCUUACCGGAACAGCACGAUAACCAGUCAGCGGGAUACGGCAUCGAGGCUUUUGGUGUCCGACCACGGCGGGGCUCAGAAUCCUAUCUUCUUCACGCAAAGGUUGUGCACCAGCGCACCUUGUCUGACCCAGACAUGAUCGAACCGCCAUCACCGACCGAUUGGUAUCGUAGUGCCCAACCGGAACCUCAGUUCACGCAACCGGUUCAUGCUUCUCAGUUGCCCCGAAGCCAUGGCCGAACGCAGAGCGAUACCGCCUCCCCGGCCACAAGGAAACCAGCCCCAUCCCAAGUUACGCGUCAACGAUCCCACGCAACUUCUCCGACUUCCAGACUCCCCAUUUCCGUCCGCAGACUGGGAAACCAGACAUCGGCUGCUACGUCCGGAACCUCGUCUCCCACCGACAGCCCGAGAGCCAGCCCCUCCUACCUCAAACGAACGAUCCCCGCCGCCGACCUUGUCCCUCCCAGCCCGAACGGCAGGACUUCGAGGCAGUCUAACUCCUCUACCAACCGAGCGAAGACAUCGACAGAAACCGUGCCGACGCGAAGGACACCUGCUCGAGGCGUCGCCACGUCGAACAGCAAUGCGCGCCUCGCAGCCUACGUGGCCGCCCCUGCUCCGAAGCCGUCACCACCCCUACGAAGUUCUCGCCCUCGACAGUCAGUAGCCACAGCGACCACAGCAAGCUCUCGCAUGAAGGCAGCCGACAGGGCCAAGUCGCCUCACCGGAACGCGUCCCAAACGGCCCAGAAAUCUGGGGAGUCGGCCGCAAGGCGCAAAAUAUCCAUCGGCCCUGUUGACUUUGAGCAGCGAAGGGAACAUAUCAGGCUAGCGUACAGCAAGUCAAUAAGGGAUACCCAGGCUCGGGAAGCGAGACAGCGAGCUGCAGAGAAACGUAAGAAGGAGCUCGAAGAGGCGGCGAGAGCCAAAGCCGCCUUGCUAGCGUUGCAGUCCCAAUUCGAGAAAAAAUCCGAGCACGAGGCUACUUCUUCACCGCAUCUCGAACAACCGGAAAAGCAACCCUCAAGUGCGUCAACAGCAACACCGACGCCGGUGGAAACCAGCCCAGACGUGCCGACUCCGCCGGUUGCCGCGAAAGAGCUGCUUGCUCUUGGGAUUCCGGGCAGCUUUCCUGUCAGCACACCUCCGGCCAAUGCGGAUGAGCCACCCCCUUCCGCCGUUUCGGCCACAAGCGAAACCACGGAAUUCGAUACCGAGCCACAGACUAUCCCCCCCCCCCAACCCAUUACGGAGGUAGACUCUGUUCCUGUGGAUCUUUCGGCACCAGGCCACGAGAAAGCCGAAUACAAAUACCCGUUCGAGGACGAGCCAGCCGAAGACGAUACUGCGUCAAUCAAAGUGGUGCUAGACGGCCAUAUUUCUCCUCGCAUACCUCCCCAAGUCGCGUCACAACCGGAGCUCACGGUCGGUACUAGGGAAGACCGUGAUCACUCCGUGCCCGGUGCCUUCUCAGAGGACUACGAACCGAUUCCUUAUGCCGGCCCCCCGCUCGGAACGGUCAUCCAGAUCCUUCGACGCGAGUCCGACGACCAAAGUAUUCCCCAGGAGACGGCAGUCCCUCUCAGUGCAGACGAGGACGAGUGCGAUGGUGAAAGCUGCCUCACGAGCUUAGAUCACGGCGAGGCGCGAGAAGCCGAGCACCCCACGUCGCAACAGGAUGUUCAGUCCUGCGGAGCCUCGGCGACAUUAGACGUUUAUUGUAAGACGGAAGAUCGAACCCGGGACACCCUAUCCUCAGAUCGGGCCUCAUCAUGCGACUCCGAGCCUAUCAAUGAUGGGCAUCGGGGAACUCACCCAACUCACCAGACGCCCGAUAUAUCAGAAGGUCUGACCGCGCCGGCCCUUCUGUCAUUUGCGAACCGAGCAAGCCAGCACUCUGUCUGGACCGACUUCUCGAUCGAGAGCAAUGACGCCUCGUCACGCGUAUCUAGGGAAUCAAUGCUUCAAGAUGAACCCUUACCACCGCCGAAGCCCCCGUUCGCAUCGGACGUGAGCUACCGCGCAGGGUCUGGAUCCGAAGCCUCGUCUGCAAGACACAGCAGUUAUUACAGCCCAAACCUGUCGCCGCUCGAUGCUGGCGUCAAUCAGUCACCGCUGCCUAUGGGCAGCCAUCAGCUUCCUGAGAUUGACACCGGAGAAGGGUUUUCCAUCCCGUACCUUUCUAACCGGAUGAGCCGGAACCUGUCUCAUGUGCCCUUGCCAGACUACGAGCCACCUCCUGUACCUACCCCGGCAUCGAGUUCCAUCAGCGAGUUUCGCAGGCCGCCGUCCAGUACCUAUCAGACGCUGGUUGGUUCCUCCAGGCGCGGAAGUGAGGACCAUGCUCGACCCAUUUCCACGCCGCAUUCCGUUGAUCGCGAGUCUCUCGGCGUGAGAGAGCCAUCUAUUGGUGGACCGACCCUUGUUGACCCGGACCAGAGGUCGUCAACGGCGGCAGGGUCGAUUCAGGAAGAUGAUGAGACGGCAAAGAAGGAACGGCGCAGGCUUCAACAGCGACGCAAUGUCAUCAAGGAGCUAAUCGAUACCGAAAUGGUAUUCGUGAGAGACAUGAACAUAGUCGAGGAGAUCUACAAGGGCACAGCCGAAGCCUGCCCAAGGCUCGACGGGAAGACGAUCAAGCUUAUUUUCCGUAAUGUCGAUGAGAUUGUUGUCUUCCACACUGCUUUCCUCGCCCAGCUCAAAGAAGCCGCCGCUCCCGUCUACACGCCGCUGGGACGACGUUCAGCCCAGCCGACGGAAGAAGGCGUUCAACCGGAGACGGUCACGUCCAACGAGUCGGACGAUGCCAAGGACCGUUCUGUGGUUUUCGGCCCUCUUUUCCAGCAAAACAUGGAAAAGAUGAAGGCUGCGCACGAAGGCUUUUUACGGAAUAGCGGCCAUGCUGCAAAGAGACUCAUCCAGAUUCAGCAAGAUCCGACUGUGCAAGUCUGGCUCAACGAGUGCAACGAGGUGGCGAAGGAUCUCACCGCGGCGUGGGACCUCGACUCCCUUCUCAUCAAACCCAUGCAGAGGAUCACGAAAUACCCUAAUCUCAUCGUCACGCUGUUGCAGCAUACGCCUCAAGACCACCCUGACCGUGCGGCCUUGAUUUCGGCCAAAGAGAUCCUAGAAACUGCCAUUAUCGAGAUCAACAAAACGAAAAAGAACUUUGAGCUAGUCGGGCAGAUUGUCGGACGGAAGCGCAAGGAGUCCGACGUCAAGACCGGCUUUGCUCGCGCAUUUGGCAAGAGGGUGGAUAAGCUCCAAGCAUCAAGCACCAGGAUUCCCGAGGACGCCGUGUACGCGAAGCUCCAGGACAAGUUCAGCGAUGACUUCCUUCGGCUGCAGGUCGUCCUUCGAGACGUCGAGUUUUACACCAGGCAAGUGAGCGCAUACGUCCACGAAUUUCUGCAGUACCUCUCGUCCAUGGAACUCGUCAUGAGGCUUCAGCCAGGAAGCUACCCCGAACUGGAGAGCAAAUGGGUCCAGUUCAACGUGUCGAUGAGAGACAUUGAGAAGAUGGCCCUUGACCAACAUCUUGCCCAAGUGCGCAAACAUGUCAUCGAGCCUUUCGAACUGGUCAUUCAAGCGUACGGCAAUCCGUCUCUAGCCAUGAAGAAGCGGGCCAAGCGAAGGGCGGACUACGAGAGAGCUGAGCAGCUGAAGAAAGCCGGCAAGUCUAUCGAUGCUAAGCUGAAAGAACAAGUGGAGCAAUAUGAAGCGCUCAACGAGACGCUGAAGAAGGAACUGCCGAAGCUGUCAGGCCUGACAGAAAGGGUUGGCAACAUUUGCCUCGGAAACCUGGUCAACAUUCAGGCAAACUGGUAUGGAAUUUGGAAAGACAAAGUCAAAGCGGUGCUCGGUGACUCCCCCGAGGUGCCGGAGAUUCAAGACAUUGUCUCCACGUUCCAGGCCGACUACAAAUUUGCGCACGAGCAGCUUCAGAGCAUCGGCAUCCUGAAUCCGGCCUACAAGGGCAGAGCAUCUCUGUCCACUACCAACACCCGUGCCAGCACGGACGACGGAGCGUCUAGGGUGCGUCAUCGCCCGGCCGAGCUCAGCCCGCGGAUCCGUGGGAGGUCGGUGAACAGCGAUCAUGCACCUGUGUUGCCGGCUCCGGACUUUGCCAGGCACUCGGGUGGACAGCUCUCGCUGUCUCCAUCGCCGUCGAUUCCAAGCCCCCACCAGUAUUAUUACCGGGACUAUUAUGCGGGUCUCAACGUUUCGCGACCUUCACCUCAGGCUGGAGCGACUGCAUCGCCGCUCAUCGGAGGCGAGUCGUCUUCUGGUACCCCCACUGGCGCUCCCUCGCCGUCCACCCGGCCCGGAACCGGAUGGAGUUAUGACUCGGGCGGUCUGCCGCGACAAAGCUCCGAAUCGAGUGCCAAUGCAUUGCGCGAGUCGAGUUCGACAUACAAUUCCCCCAACCCAGCGCCGCCGGAAUCGAGGCGAUACUCUGGACUCUUCCACUCAGCUCUUCCCAUGACGGAUGGUGCCGAAGAAAGCCAACGACAAUCGAGGGCAUCGUCUCGUGAACGUGUCCAUGCCAGGAUUGGAUACAACGUGUUGUGGCUGGCGGCAUCGCUCUUCGAAUUCAAUAUCGAGACGACCAAACAUGAAGCCGGAUACCCGUAUCUCACGUACCAAGCUGGCGAGAUUUUUGACGUUGUUGCUGAGAAAGGAGAGCUCUGGCUGGCCAAAAACCAAGAUGAUCCUGCCGAGGAAGUGGGAUGGAUCUGGUCAAAGCACUUUGCCAAACUUGCCGACUCCUAG
Messenger RNA from Sodiomyces alkalinus F11, 4851 nucleotides. RefSeq lists its product as hypothetical. Lineage: Eukaryota; Fungi; Ascomycota; Sordariomycetes; Glomerellales; Plectosphaerellaceae. The record is from RefSeq and is a predicted model, not a curated record. Gene Ontology annotation, cellular component: cytoplasm. Gene Ontology annotation, molecular function: guanyl-nucleotide exchange factor activity; protein binding. The annotation marks the transcript as partial. The transcript is spliced from 4 exons.